Messenger RNA from Lycium barbarum (goji berry), 2393 nucleotides. RefSeq names its product protein TIC 62, chloroplastic. Bases 138 to 2114 code for a protein of 658 amino acids. Lineage: Eukaryota; Viridiplantae; Streptophyta; Magnoliopsida; Solanales; Solanaceae. The record is from RefSeq and is a predicted model, not a curated record. The transcript is spliced from 16 exons.
ACACUAUGUGGUCAGUAUCGCCUGGCUUUUCCACUGAGGGACCUUCACAUCCACAUGGCUUGUACUUGCCAACUCCUUAAACACACAACAAUUACAACUGUUACCUUUCUCUCCACUGAUUUCAGUUUGCAAGAACAAUGGAGCUUCAAUGCUUGCAGUCAUUCAUCACCAGCAAUAUAGCUCGAACUGGGUUAGUGGAAAAGCCAUUUUUGUGUGGGCAGCCUCUUACAUUGAUUCAGUCUAGUAGUACUAAGAGAUUCCUAAAUUCCAAGAACCUCAAGUCCCUUCGUGUCAGAGCUCAAACUUCAGCAAAAGCUAGCUCAUUGGAACCUCGAGGAACUGCAAAAGAUGUCAAAACAAAAGAUGGGAAUCUUGUUUUUGUUGCUGGUGCAACCGGUAAAGUUGGUUCUCGGACUGUAAGGGAGCUUUUGAAAUUAGGCUUUAAAGUUCGAGCGGGAGUUCGAAGUACUCAAAGAGCUCAACCUCUUGUCAAAAGUGUUGAGCAGAUAAAACUUGAGAAUGCUGCAGACGGUGGAGCAAAAGCUAUAGAGAAGCUUGAAAUUGUGGAAUGCGAUUUGGAAAAAAGUGAACAGAUUAGGCCUGCACUCGGCGAUGCAUCGAUUGUUAUAUGUUGCAUUGGUGCCAGUGAAAAGGAGAUCUUCGAUGUUACUGGACCAUAUCGAAUUGAUUACCAGGCCACUAAGAACCUUAUUGAUGCAGCAACCGUCGCAAAAGUUGACCACUUUAUCUUGCUCACAUCUUUGGGAACAAAUAAGGUCGGGUUUCCUGCAGCCAUUCUCAAUUUGUUUUGGGGAGUCCUCAUUUGGAAAAGGCAAGCAGAAGAGGCACUGCUUGCAAGUGGGCUUCCUUAUACUAUCGUGAGACCUGGAGGAAUGGAACGUCCAACUGAUUCUUACAAAGAAACUCAUAAUAUUACUCUUUCGGAGGAAGAUACUUUAUUUGGUGGUCAAGUGUCAAACCUUCAGGUGGCAGAACUAAUGGCAGUGAUGGCCAAAAACCGUAGCCUUUCAUACUGUAAAGUGGUUGAAGUAAUUGCAGAAACAACUGGACCAUUGACCCCCAUGGAGGACCUUCUUGCAAAAAUUCCUCCCCAACGUGUUGAGGUCUCCCCAACCAAGGAAACUGGUGACUUACAAAAGCCUGCAACUUCAAGCAGUAUUACAUCUGAGGUCUCUGAUACCUCCCUCGAGAAAAAACCUGCUGAAACAAAGUUGAAAGCAGCACCACCACUCUCUCCAUAUACUGCCUAUGAAGAUCUAAAGCCGCCAACAUUUCCUACUCCAACGCCAAGCAUAGGCACGGGUUCGACCAAAGAAGGCAAAGCAGGGUCAACAGUGACAGCAAAUGAUUCACCACCUUCUUCCGAAAUUAGUUCUUCGGAAAGCUCAAUCCCUGACACUGAUAGCAAAACUCAACAGAUAGACAAAAAGAAAACAGCUUCUUCCUCACCUUAUCCACUUUAUGCAGAUCUUAAACCGCCUACAUCUCCUAGUCCAAAUCCUCCCGGUGGUCGCCAAGUAGGUGCAAGCGGAGCAGAAGAUAUCAAACCCACUAAGGCGGUCCCUUCUGUUGUUGAUCAUACUUCUGACAAAGCAGAAUUACCGACUACAAGGCCUUUGUCUCCAUACACUGCUUAUGAAGAUUUAAAGCCCCCUACAUCUCCAAGUCCAGCACCGAGUGGUCCGAAAGCCUCAAUAUCAGCAGAAACCUCACCACAAAUUGCUGGAGGCAAUGACAUCUCGGCUACCAUUUCUACUGAGAAGGAUACCUCCCAUACUGUAGCUUAUUGUCUUUCUCCCUAUGCUGUUUAUGAAGAUUUAAAGCCACCUACAUCUCCAAGUCCAACACCGAGUGGUCCGAAAGCUUCAAUAUCAGCAGAAACCUCACCACAACUUGCUGGAGGCAAUGACAUCUCAGCUACCAUUUCCACUGAGAAGGAUCCUUCCCAUACUGUAGCUUAUUGUCUUUCUCCCUAUGCUGUUUAUGAAGAUUUAAAGCCACCAACCUCCCCAACUCCAACACCAAGUGGUCCAAAAGCCUCAACAACAGCGGAAGUUACAUCACCACUUACUGGAGGCGACGAUAUGGUAUGAGGACUUCAAGCCUCCAACUUCUCCAACACCAUCUUUCAAGUAAAUGUGAAGGGCUGGGAAUCUUGUUCUAUUUUGCUUCAAGAAUAAAUAACUAGUUGUAUCUCGGCAAGCCUAUCGCGUAAUGCAUCAACUCAGCAUUACAGUUGGAGCAAAUUUUUGAUGUCUUUAUUUUGUUUGUUCUCUUGUAUUUUAACUUGAUAGUGUCAACUUGCUUUCUGUCGACUGUUAAAUAUAUUAGCAUUGAGAUGCUAUUGUAUAAAAUGACUACAGAUUGAGUCA